AUGAGGUAUUGCUCGCAGGCGGCUGGGGGGGCGUCUCCUCCUCCCCUGCUCUUCUUCUCCUUGUGCUCCGUGGCACAGAGCCUCACCUUCUCCAGUAGCCUCUCGUUCUGGGCUUUGACGUCGCUCAGAUGCUCCUCGAUAUCCUGGAGCUCCUGGGCUUUUCUCGCCAGCUCUCCCCCCAUGAUCUCCUUCUCCUUCCCCUGGUUGGAGAACAUCUUCUGCAGGUUCUUCUGCAUCGUCAGACUGGCAGACAGCUCCUUUCUCAGCCGCUGGUUCUCCUCCACCGUCGUCGUCUCUGGCAGCCCCCGGUCCUUUCCCAGUUGAAGCCCUGCAGUGGGGGGCUCGCCCGAUCGGCACAGAUCGGUGCUGCACCGCCGCAGCUCGGCCUUCCUCCGGCGAGCCGGAGCAUGGAACCUCUCGAGCCCCGACGUGACCUCGUCGAGAACGCAGAGGAUCCCCGCCAUGCUGCACUGCGCCUUCCCAAGGUCCGCCUCGUAGUCCUGGACGAGCUUCAGCAGAAGCCUCACCUUCGACGCAGCCCCUGAAACCAGCCCACGUCAUUAUCCGGCAUUUAGGGUGAUACCGGCGGCGAGAAUGGGCGGAGAUCCGGCGUACCUUGGAGAACGAGGUCGUCGUCGAGAAGGUCAGUGUCUGAAGAAGGGAGAAAGUCUGGCGACGAGCCUGCGCGUAGGUUGCUCAUCUCGCUUCAAUGGCGGAAACCUGCCCGGCUGAACGAAUUCCGAAGGAAGAAGAAGAAGAAGAAGAAGAAGAAGAAGAAGAAGAAGAAGAAGAAGAAGAAGAAGAAGAAGAAGAAGAAGAAGCUAAUGCAGAGGGAGACGGAGGGGACGAUGGGAGAGGAGGGGAGGCUCUCCCUCAGAGUUCCUUCUGGCCAUGGAUAG
This is a messenger RNA of Spirodela intermedia, 899 nucleotides long. Lineage: Eukaryota; Viridiplantae; Streptophyta; Magnoliopsida; Alismatales; Araceae. The record is from the annotation of a GenBank genome assembly.